GAAAUUAAUAGUUAGUUCUUAUAUUAAAACAUCCUUCAAAUCUAAACCUCCAAUACUCAAAACUCUCUAAAAUCUUGUUAAAAGAUCUACCUGGUUUUAGAAACUAUAACAUUCGACUAUAUCCCUCAACCAAAACACAUUAUCCACCGCCAUCGUCACUUUCAUUUCCUUGACCAAACAUGAAUAUAGAAUCUACAUACGAACAGCAAGAACCUGGCCAAAAAGAAAUGAAGUGAAGUGGAUGUGGAAACGUAGAAACUAGGAGGAGUGACGACAACGUUGGCGGGAAAUCAAACCGGGUCAAGUGGUCGUCCAAGAACGCAGCACGUGAUGCGGAUCUGGAUCGGUGUCUACUACUCGGUGUACUCGACUAUUUCGAACUGCAAAACUAACGAAUCUUAUUAGCGUUGGCCCCCAAGACGCUGCCGCGCUCCCUUCCUCCUCGAAGCCAACAAGCCAAAAGAAACCGCAAAAAACAGUCAAGCGGAAUGUAAAAAAUACAAAAAAAAAAAAAAAAGAAGAACAUAAAAAGAAAUCGAACUAAAGACCAGAUCUCCCCGGGCAGUCCAACCAAUUGCUCAAUUGUGUUCAGUUCGUCCGUAGUGACGGUUACGUUUCGAUUUUGGUUACGAUUAUAAUAUAUAUAUAUUCAUUAAGAAGUUUUUCGGAUAUAUCGAAAGUGAAUUUAUCUUUUAAAAAUGAGCGGUCAAUCGGGUUUAAUGGCCAAUCUGGCCGAGGUGGUCAAGGAGGCCAAGGACGAGGAGAUCCAAAUGCCCAAGUCAAAUGAUUUCUUUGAGUCUAAGACCUUUCGCCUGCUCACCCUGAUGCUGUACAUGGGUGGUGUCAGCGGUAUGGGUCUCACUUUGGCGGUCUACUACCUCUUUAUCUGGGAUUCGCGCAUGCCACCGCUACCAGUGUUCAAGCAUACGCAUCCAAUUGGCUAGGAUCAAAUGGUCAGAAACACAGCCAGCCAUUUAGUUCUUCCCAUCGACAUCAGUGACCAGAUUCGG
Drosophila eugracilis is the source of this 1010-nucleotide messenger RNA. RefSeq lists its product as uncharacterized. The transcript has a single exon. Bases 699 to 944 code for a protein of 81 amino acids. Lineage: Eukaryota; Metazoa; Arthropoda; Insecta; Diptera; Drosophilidae. The record is from RefSeq and is a predicted model, not a curated record.